AGAACCCAUACUAGCAGCCACAACAGUUGCUAUAUACAAUUUUAGCCAUAUAUUUGAGGUCUUAUAUAAUGUUUCUCUCUCUCCAUCUUUUUAUCAAAUUUCUGCCAUGUUUCAUGGGCAGCAUGUGAGCAGUUUAUGUUCUGGAAAAUGAAGCACCUUUUUCUCUAAUUUCUUUCUUAUUUAACCCUCUGCAGACGAAUGAUGGAAUUGAGAAGAAUUUAAAGUCUGAAGUCGAGGAUUACAAAUUUAGCACUUCUUUCUUUGACAUAUUUGUAAGUGUUGCCUUUAACCACCCUUGUCACACGCCAAUGCUGUUCUUUAGUUAGAUCACUGUAUUCUCUGAUCUAUUCGAUGUGUUUUGCGUCUAGUUUGUCCUGCCCUACAAUGAUAGCCAGACUCCCUCAGUGCACACCCUUAGCUGCUUAUAUACCCGAUAAGCCUGGCUUGAUUGUUGCGGCCUAUUGGACAUAUUUUUUAAAGGGAGCUUCAGUUUUCAAAGUCCCAGUUUUUUUACUGCAAUAUCUUCACAUUGGUGUGAUAAAAUGUUUCCCCCACCCUCCUUUCAUUAUGCAUCUUUACAUUUGGGGUAUAUCUAAACACGUGUCAUAUUGCUGUGUGUACUAGUCAUUUGGUCAUGUGAUCUUAGAUGUAUCUCUGUGUUUGUAUAGCUUCUGGCUGUGUUCCGAUUUUCCUUCCUUAUCCUUGGUUACGCUUGUCUGCGACUCCGUCACUGGUGGGUCAUAGCGGUAAGUGUAUGAGAUCUCUUCAAAUCUUUUAUUUAAGAUGGCGAUACCAUUUCUAAACGGCCAUUGUUGACAAAGUUUUGAAUAAUAAUUUAUCAGUACGUUAAAAUUGGAUAUUUGAAAAAUAUCCUUGUUUCAGCAAGAGAGUAUUUUCUCAGCUGUUUGCAUGCCUCCCAAAUAUCUGGGUGGCUUUUGCAGACCAUUAGGGGCAUGGGUUUCUGUCGGUUGGUAGACAGUUUUAUAUUUAAUGUAGUCCGUGAUGAUAGUGUGUUAUUGUCAUAACAAUAUAAAUGAGAUUACUGCUGCUGUUUUCAUAUCCAACCAUAAAAGGGCAUAAUUGGAAAUGUUCUGCCACGACACUGGGUGGGGGUGAACUUUGUGCUCAUUGUAGAAUGUGUCCAUCGUCCACCCAGAAUAGGGUGGGCCCCUAAUUUACUUUAAAUCCUAUCGUGUAAUGCAAGUAUUCUUUUUGAAGAUCACUUAUUCAGGCGUGAUACUUGUACCCCUCUAUUUCAUCCACUAUACUGUCUUCUUAAAGACUGCUUCAAUCACUUGAUGUAUUGUGGAAAACUGACACUAAAGGGACGCUAUUUGCACACAGACCACUUCACCUCAUUGAAGUGGUCUGGGUGCGGCUUCCUUGUUCCUUUAACCCCAGUUUUAGAGAAACUGAAAUGUUUACAUUGCGGUGUUAAAUCUGCUUCUAUUGCUCCCUGGAGUUUCAUGGAUAUUUACAUCCUUGAUGUUUUGCAUGAGAAUGUUUAACAUCAUCAAAAUCACUGGGGAAGCAUUGAGCCAUGUAGGCGUCGGAGAAGGAGGUAAAUGUUUUUAAAAUGUUAUUUAACCCUUUACAUGGCUAGGGAGGUGGCCGUGGGGGCAGGAGGACAUUAUAGUCUCAGGAAUACAACUUUGUAUUGUAUUGCAAUGGGAAAGCAUUGUGAUUGGCUGAGAUCACCACUUUCGAUUAUGUCAGCCCAGGAAGCAGAUCUGGGGCAGAGCCAGCAGCAGCAGACUUGAGGUCUGAUUUUUACUAUAUUUAGCGUGGCUAGGGGGACUAGAUGUUGUUUUUAACACUGUAGGGUCAGGAAUACAUCUUGCAUUAUAAAUCUCCCUUUCUUCUUUAUAGAUCACAACCCUUGUGACCAGCGCCUUCCUCAUUGCAAAGGUUAUCAUGUCCCAGGUGAGAGGUGCAGCAUUUGUUUUGGGAGAAACUGUAUCUCUCAUAAAAAAAAAAAAAACACCCAGAAGUUACCUUAAGUUUUUACGUAUUAUAGUCUGAGAGUGAAAAGUUGAGAUUGGUAGUGUUAUCUAGAAUUCUGUAAUUUUUAAAUCCGCGUGCAUUGUAAUUUAUCGUUAUAAGAGUUUGUUUGGUGGAGGAGGGGGUGGGGGGAAGAUCAUUUUUUACUUCCUGUUUCAAAUAAUGGAAAAAUCCCAUAAAACUCCAUAAAGCAGAACUGCAACAUUUGUCGUUCCCUUUGUAUAAUCCAAAUUUUCUUUAUCACAGCUCCUGUCAAAGGGAGCAUUUGGCUACGUGUUACCCAUUGUAUCCUUUGUGGUGGCUUGGCUGGAAACCUGGUUUUUAGACUUCAAGGUCCUCACGCAAGAAGCAGAGGAGGAAAGAUGUAAGUGCAAACACAUAUUAAAGGAUCCUUCACUCCUCUUGUUCAAGUAACAAGGCAGAGGGGUGUGGGGUGGGUUGUUGGGUAGAGCAAACUAUCUGUACACAGAGUAUUGAUGAAAUACAAAAACUGCAUGUACAGUAUGUGACAGUGGUAAAUUGCAGGUAUAAUUGGCAUUGUUGUAAUAGCAAAAUUUAAAAAAAAUUAUAUUCUGGUGACUAAAGGUAGAAUAAAUGAAAUGAAGUAGCAUAUCUUCCAAAAUUCCCUUAUUACCUGAAAGUAGCAGGGAGAGGAAGCCUGAGGAGCAGGUUGGAGGAUAUGUUUAGAAUCUUGCAUUUACUGGCUUUCCCCAGCAAGUGGCAGCAGUGAGCUUUAAAGCAGGGGUCCUCAAACUUUUUAAACAGGGGGUCAGUUCACGGUCCCUCAGACACUGUUGAGGGCCGGACAAUAAACAAUAUGAAUGAAUUCCUAUGCACACUGCACACACACGCAUAAGGACAUAAAUACAUACACACAUAUAUACACACAUACACAGUCAUGCAUAUUGACACAUACAUACAUACAUACAUACAUACAUACUGACAUACACACAUACAUGCUGACAUACAUACACAGACACACAUAUAUACGUACGUACGUACAUACAGACGUACGUACGUGCAUACAUGCAGACACACACACAUGCAUACGUAUAGACACACACACACACAUAUACAGGCGCGCACAUACAGGCGCGCACAUAUACUCAGACAGACAUACAUACAGGCACACAGACAGACAUAUAAAAACAAUGGAAGUCUGCGCCAAGAGAAAUAAAUUUACACAAAUAAAAUUUAUGUGGUUAAGAGGAAAGAUAAAUAAAUAUAAAAAUGAAAUAAAUAUAAAAAGCAGUCCCGAUAGGUAUAUAUUCUUAGUUGCUGUUUCAGCUGCUAUAAUGUCUUCUCUGUUGAAAGUAGUUCGUCUCGUGAUAUAAAAGACACAAUGGGAAAGGACCAAUCGUGUGGAAUGUAUAAAAAAGUGAUAAUAAAAUUAAGAUAUAAAUUGUACACUCACAUUUAUAUGAGCUAAGGCCAGCUCAAGUGUAACGGGCAUACAGCGGAUAAACCCCCGCUUAUGGGAUAUAGCAAUGCUUGUCCUCCGGAGAGUGCUUGUAUCCAAUUCUCAAAGGGAGAGAGAUAAAGAACAACCAAUAGUGCUCUCUGGUGACACAAUAUCAAAAUAGGUAGAAGUUAAAAUAAAAUGUACUCACAAGUGGAGUGCAGGCCUGUCUGCACUCGGAUGAUAGCGUAGGUGGUAUAAUCCCCACCUUUGGAUAUUUAAAAUGCCAGGAACGUGUGUGUGUGUGUGUAUAUGUGUAUGUGUGUGUGUGUGUGUGUAUAUGUAUGUAUAUAUAUAUAUAUAUAUAUAUAUAUAUAAUGUGUAUAUAUAUAUAUAUGUGUGUGUAUAUAUGUAUAAAAGAGUACUGAUACAAAAUUAUUUAUUAGUGUAAAAUAUAAUAAUAUAUUGUAUACAAAUCCAAAUUUGUACUAUUAAACUAUAGAGGGUUAGAGGGUGACCCUCUGUUAGGCCGCUGCCUUUUUUGUAUUUUUAUAUUAUUAGCGCUAACCUUCUUCUUUUAUUUUAUACAGACAGACCUACAUACGGACAUGCACACAUACAUACUGACACACACAUACAUACACACAUACCUACACACAUACAUACUGGCAUACAUACAUACUAACAUGCACACAUACAGCUAAUUUUGCUUCCCUUUUUUUGCAGGUGGAAGGCUGUGGCUGAUGGGAGUCGGCGUGGCUCCCGCGGCCUGGCUUUGUUCCCUCCUGCGCGGAGGGAGCUGGGAGGAAGUGACCAGCCGUCACUUGCUCCAAGCAGUACUUUGCGGCUGCAAUGUUUUUAAAGGGGCCCGGUCGCACUAUUGCACGGCCGCAGCGCUGACCGGGCCCCUGAAGAUAUAAGGCUCGUCUGGUGGCCCUGGUUCCUUGGGCCGGGUUCAGAACCCUGGCAGGCCGCAGUUUGAGGACCACUAGAGGGUCAGGAACACAAACAUAUAUUCCUGACCCUAUAGUGUUAAAACCGCCAUCUGGCCCCCCCGGGCCCCUCAUAAAUAUAGUAAAAUCUUAGUUUAUUCAAGCCGGAAGCUAUAACUGCAUGCUGUUUGCCUCAAAAAAAACAAGCUGUCUGCUGACAUCAUCAGAAGUGGUGGCCUGAUCCAUUUCCAGUGCUUCCCCAUAGGAUUGGCUGAGACUGACAAAGAGGCAGAUCAGGGGCAGAGCCAGCAUGAUUCAAACACAGCCCUGGCCAAUCAGCAUCUCCUCAUAGAGAUGAAUUGAAUCAAUGAAUCUCUAUGAUGAAAGUUCAGUGUCUGCAUGCAGAGGGAGGAGACACUGAAUGUUUGGAUGCAUUUUAAGCAGCCAUGACCCAGGAAGGAUCUCUAACAGCUAUCCAAGGAGUGGCCAGUGAAGUAAUCACUAGGCUGUAAUAUAAGCACUGCAUUUUCUCUGAAAAGACAGUGUUUACAGCAAAAAGCCUGAAGGUAAUGAUUCUACUCACCAGAACAAAUUCAAUAAGCUGUAGUUGUUCUGGUGACUAUAGUGUCCCUUUAACUAGCCGAGGAAGAGGCUCCACCCAUCAGAAGAUUCUUCUUCUGGCCUAUAGGGGUCUGAUUUUUAACUCCUAAAUCUUUCCUGUUAACGUGCAGUUUAGCUCCCAGCAGCUGAAUAAGCAAAUUGCAUUCUACCCAUGACUACUAUCAGUUUGACAAUGUUAUGGAUGUGGUCCACACAGUGUUUACUUGAGCCGGGGACUGCUCAUAUGCACAGUCACGUUUCUGGCUCUCUCAUAGAACCAGUAAGGUUAGGUGUGGGGUUGUGCAUGCUGCAAAAAUAAUAAAGUAAUGCUUGAUAAUCUGCGCAAUGGACAUAGGUUGUUAAAGGUGCUUGAAGUCAACUCCAGCUUGUCACACUUUUUAUUUUCACUCUCCAUUAGCUAGGGGUAGCCUGUGAUAGAUCUCCGGCUGUUACAAAACCUUGAGACCUUUCCAGCCUUAAAUAUAAUCAACAUUUCAUAUUUAUUAGAGUUUAGACAACAUCUCACGACUCCAUGUUCGUGCAGUGUAUACAUCUUCUUGGGAAGAUGGCUUCUCUCAAAUUAGUAAAUGUUUCUGUAAUGUUAACUGAGUUGAACUAAAAAGUAACAUUUAAAUUUCAUGUGAUUUUUUUAACUUAUCAGAAGAAUAAAAUGGAAUGCACUUGUUGACUUUUUAAUGUGUAAAUUGUAGAGAAGUGACUGUUCCCCUUAGAGGGCUUUAAUAACAUUGCAUUACUUAAUUCUGUAACUUAUUGUCACUAUGCACGCAUGCGAAUCUGCCCUUUCUCUCUGUUUAAAGCCAUUUACAGUGUGGUGAAACUUUUUGUUUUUGUGUGCCUUGUAGGGUAUACAGCUGCCCAGGCUGCAGCUUCGCGGCCUGCACUCCUAUACCCCGGAGCUCUUUCUGAAGGACAAUUUUACUCUCCACCAGAGUCAUUUGCAGGUAAUCUUCCUGUUUAUGAAUUUAUGUAGCACUUAACUCGGCUAGGUAUCUCUAUUACCUAUCAUGCAUAUGGACUGGAAUAAAUACAACCAUAUCUGUUUAUAGCAGCAUAAGACUUAAACUAUUCUGCACCCUGUGUCCCCACAGGAUCCGAUAAUGAGUUUGAUGAGGAUGAGGAGACAGUUGGAAGAAGGGCUGUAACAGAGCAGGAACGAGAGUAUGUGAGGCAGGGGAAAGAAGCAAUGGAAGUUGUAGAUCAGAUCCUCGGUCAAGAAGCAAACUGGAAGUUUGAGAAGAGCAAUGUGAGUCUCUUGUACCCCUCUACCUGCAAUGGUCCCCUAUUUUCACCUGCUUUAUCAUUCCUUCCCCUAUUCCUUACUAUGCGACUUGCUCUCCUCUUCGUACACUGAUCAUAGACCGUGUCAGUGGAACUCUUUGUAUUCAUAGUCCUUUAUAUGUGCUACGGUUAUUGCACCGUUCAUUAACACGUUCUCUGUUUCCAUUUCAUUCACAAUCAGGAAGUUGGUGACGCUGUAUAUGCAUUGGAAAUACCUUUUCAUGGAAAGACGUACAUUCUCAAGGUAUACCUAUGAUUUGGCACAAAAGUUCUUAUGACGUUCUUGGAUGUCUUUUUGGUUAAAAGAGAGUGAUCGUAUAGGAACAACAAUUUGUUGAAGUCGGAAUGUUUGUUUCAAAUAAAUGAAAGCAGCAAUGUUUUGUGUGCAUGUUUUAUGUAUAAAUUAUACUGUACUCCAGACAUUGACUUGCCUCUUCUGUGCAUACCCACAGGCUCUCAUGCAGUGUCCAGCUGAGAGUGUCUACCAAGAAGUAAUACUUCAGCCCGAGAAGAUGGUCUUGUGGAACAGGACCGUGGCUCUUUGUCAGGUCAGAGUUUUUUUUUGUUGUUGUUUUUUUUUUUUUGUCUUUUGCUUACUAGAAACAUGUCUUGAACUCUUCAUCAGAAUAUAAAACCACUACUUUUCCCUGUGGACUAGAGUUUAAAGGACCACUAUAGUCGCCAAAACAACUUUAGCUUAUUGAAGCAGUUUUGGUGUAUAGAUUAUGUCCCUGCAGUCUCACUGCUCAAUUCUCUGCCAUUUAGGAGCUAAAUCACUUCUCUCCUGGCUGCGACUCACCCAGCCUCCCUGCACACUUCUUGAAAGAGUCUAAAUGAAUUUGACAGAGCAGGAAAUAAGUGUUAAGACCUGCAGUGGUUAUGGUGCUGUGGUCUUGGUUCCCUCUCCCAACAGCUGAGCAUGAGUGAUUAUAGCUGCAGCAGGGAGUAGAGGAAUAGAAUAGAUGAAAUGCAGUUCCAAGGUGAUUCUUCCCAGCAAGUAGAAUAUACUCCAAACAUGAGCCUAGACUUCAUGAAGGGUGUAACAGGAAUAGUCUUUAUUGAAAACACACGGGCUUUUAUGAGAAAUCCUCCUGCAAGAGGACCUCCCACCGCAAACAAAAGCAACAGCCAAUCAUCACACAGAUUUACAGUAUUACACGCCUCCUCUCUGCCUGGGAGAUAUUGAGAUAAGUUAAGGAAUAAACCAAUUAUCUCCAGGCAGAGAGCACACAAUUUCCCCAAAACUUAGAACACCCCUUUCCCCACAAGGUAUCCCCACAAAUUACAUAUCCCCUGACAGCCCCGAUUCGAUCGGUUCAGGGGUUCUGAAAAAGUGUGGAGGGUCCCUUUUACCGACCACACACGGAGCUCCUGCCCAAAACAGUUCCAUGAAUUCAGCGUGUGCGGUCGGUCAAUUCACAAAACUGUAAAAAACGAACAAAAGUCCCGAAUGGAUCCCCCGGCUCAUAGUAGCGAUUGCUCCCCUUGUCCGUUCGCACAGAACUACCGAAUGAGGCUUUCCUGGCUGUUCGGGAAGUAUGAGAAGCCGGUGUUCGGUAGUUCGUGAGGUCGAGUGUCCGAUUUUAGUUCCAGACACUCGACGACCAAGAUGGACACCGUUUUCUUUUCCACGUGGCGUUCGGUUAUACGAACAGCGGCCGCCCAGGGAGGACUUAAUGGCUGGUUUCUUUUGAAGUAAAUGAGCCAGGAGGGUGGUCGGCGUUCGGUAGUUUCAAACUACCGAACCAAUCCAUUCAAUAUACAAGUAUUAACAUAUAAAAAUACUGAAUAAAAAGGGAGAAAAUGACAGGUAAGUCUAUUUUCUUCACAAUAAGAACUUCUAAAGUGAACAAACUGUGCUCUAAGGUGGGGGGAGGGGAUCAAAUUUAUUUUCGUGCAGGCUUAUGAGUUGCAGUCAGGGGAGUGUGGCUUUGGCUGCAUAAACCGAAACAAAAGUGGUUUAACUCCAAAAUGGUAGAGAUUGAACAAUGAAACUGUAGUGGCAUGUUCUAAACAUAGAAACUGCUUUGUUAAGCUAAAGUUGUUUUGGUGACUAUAGUGUCCCUUUAAAGGGUUACUAAAAGUUAUGAUGCCAGAAGUAUCCCACAACUGUUCUCUGGUAAUGAAGCAACACGUUUUGCACAGUUGCUUUCUCCCUUUUACCAGGUCCCCCCUAGCUGCUUAGGCUCCUAUCCUGCCUGGUGACAUUUAUCCGGGUCCUGUAGAGCUGCAGAAGCCGGAUGCUGCCAUUCAUUUGGUUAGAGCGUCUGCUGAGCGGACAUGGCAAAUAAAUAACCCUCUGUGCAUAGAAAUAUAGGUGCCGUGUCUUCACAUUAAGUAUUGAUCAGUUUUGGAAAGUAUCUGUUGGUAUUCUGCUUACAAACAAUAAUUAUUUGCCAUAUUGUAGCAAAGCUUGCAUUUAUAUAUAUUUUACCUUCUAUUGCGCUUUUGUGCCUAGAGCACUCUGUAAAGAGUUUGUUUGGGUCUAUAUUUCUUACAAGAAUAGUUUAAUAAAUGUAUUUUAUUAUUAUAUACAAGGCUAUUCACUAAAGUGAGAAUUGUUGGGAAUUCAAAGUAAAUUCCAAAUUUAAGGCGAAAGUAGCUAAACUGGAAAACUUCAAGUCUGCUAUUCUUCCAGUACGGCUACUUUGGCUUUACAUUUUAAAUUUACUUUGGGUUUCUGACAAUGCCGACUUUAGUACAUAACCCUGCAAGUGUUCAUAGGCAAUGGAAAUACUGUCAUUGUUAUUUCAAACCACAUGACUGUAGCCAGGUGAGUUCUGCCAUCACAAGAGAGAAGUUACAGUAAAGUUUUAUCUAUCUUCUUGAACCCCUAGAUACCCACACAAAGAUGGUUCACCCAGAUGUUGGCACACACACAGAUCUGUACUGACACAUACAAACAUACACAUAGAUCUGUACUCUGAGCAUUUACACGUGCAUCUGCAGAACUAACCCUACUCCAUGCUAAAUUAACACAACACUCUCCACGUUAAAACAAUGACAACAGCAUUAACUUCCUCACCCUCUGCAAUAGUCUUACACCGAGGUUCAAUAACCCCAUAAAUGGUGCAUUAAACCCCAAACUGAUACACAAUUGUAUACACACUCAGACAGAUACACACAUAGUCGCACAUAGUUACGACAUAGUCAAAGGUGCACUUUGAUGACAUAGUCAAAGGUGCACAAAUAUUGGCACACAAACAUACAGACAUGCAUUGGCACUCUUGUCGUGUCGUGCCGUGCAGAGAAGCAGGACAUGUGCAGACUGUGUCUCCACCUCUAAUCUCAUCUCCCCUCCCUCCGAACCCCAAUGUAGUGUGACUGGGCAAGUCCUGCCAAAGUCCUGAGCGGAAGGCCUCUUUCUCCUGGCAGAGCUCUCCACUAAAGAUCUGGCGCACCGGAACAGGAAGCUCUGUGUGUUGGUUUCUUAGUGGAAAGACCUGUGAGAAGAAAGAGCUCUUCAUCUUGGAAUUCUUUCGGGACACCAUUUAGCCACGCUACAUUAAGAGGGAAAGGUUCAGACAUGUUAUAUUGCCAGAUAAGCAUCACUGGGCCGCAGAAGGGAUAGUUGUUAGAAUGAGGGAGUGUUUGAGCUGGGCACUAGGUAUUGAUGAAAUUGUUGGGAUUGGGUUCUUAUGAGUUACUUGGGAUUAGAGUUUUGCUUGAUCACUGUCUUAAAUUACAAGAAGCACUUGGCCCCAAAUCAGUCCUCCUGACCGAUGGCCUUGUGACAGACUCUGAAGGGAGCGUUUCAGUUCCAUCUGCAAAAUUCCAAAGAAACCACUGUGGCUAUCUAAUUUCGUAUCAGAACACAUGAAUAUCAGCAUAUUAACAAGCAGGUUUUUGUCUCACCAUGUUUAUGGAAAAAUGUCUGUGGGAUAGUAGGGAUGGGCUUGAUAAUUCACCAUAAUUUGGGAUGCUUAUUAAUUCUACAUUAUGUUGGUCAAGGCUUGAAAGUCCCCUUCAGCAGUAUGUGGAAUUAAUAAUCUUACAAUCAAGAACUCGAAAAAAACCACAAAAUGAUUUAAUUUCACAUGACGUCCACAUUAGACAGGACCACUCUCCUUGGCAUGUUACGGUUACCAUAAUGGUUAUCCAUCCAAAAGACUGACUGAGAACUGUGGGAAACAAAGUCCACGUUAGCUGCUGUGCCAAUCUCACCUUAUGAUGUCCUACACAUGGACAGGAUGUGCAGUAUGCCCCUUGCAUUCCCCCCGAAUGUAAGAUUGUUUCAGCAGGGCCUUUUAACGCCCUCUGUUCCUAUGAAUCUAACUUGGCUUGUUGCAAAUAUUUGUUAGUCCACCUAUUGUACAGCACUGCCAAAUUUCUUGGUGCUUCAUAAGUAAUAUUAAUGGCAAGCCAUGUACAAGCUGGCCUAGGUGUAUUACAGUCACAGUAAGAUUAACUCUCAGUAUUUACAUGGUGAUGAAAACUGGCAGAAUAGGGAAAAAUCUAUCUUUCAGAUGAGGAGUGCUGUUUGAUGUUUAUGUUUCAUUUGCUUAUCUAGAGCAGCAAUAUGUAACUUGCUUUGACUUUUGAAGAGAUUACGUUUAUGAUGCUGACUCAGAAUCUGUGAUAUAUUUGUGAAGUAGAAAAACUAUUUGCGGGCUUCCUUUUUAUUUUUUUAUCAUCUGAAUUUUACAUAUUAAACCAGCACCCUUGUUUAAAUGACACAACAGUAAGGGUAAACUUAAUAAAGCUUUGCUUCCCACCCCCUUAAACUACUGCUCUAAGAAGAAAAUCCCGUGCCUUGAUUGCCCGCUGAGGCUGUGCAGGCUGGCACCAGUUUUAAAUGGGCUAUUGCUGGCUAUCUCACUAAUUGGUUCAUUGUUGGGGUUUGUGUUAGUUUUAGGAUCAGCCAGUGUUAGAAAUAGCAUGAGAGGUUGACACUGGCUACAGCGUCUCUGGGAAGCACAAAAGAGGAGUGUAAAAUAAAAAUAAGGGCAUAUUUUACUAUAGCUUCCACCAAAAGUUGACAAAGUUUUUUUUUUAUUUAUAAAACUUAGGACAUGCAGCAGAAAUCUCGGGUCCGCAUUAGUAGGUCUCUGAAUGUCCCCAUUCAUUAUAUGUAUGUGAAAAAACUAAAUUUGACAAAAACUGAUGAUGUGGCCAAGUGAAAAAGAUUCAAAAGGGUCCAUUGUGGCAUUGCAGAGUAAAUUAAUAUCCGUAAAACAAAAGUUAAGCAUUACUAAAGCCUUGCUUUUUAAAGGAAGUGAAACAUUUCUUUGUAUGUGGCACAGGGAACGAUUACCGAAAGUCAAAUGAGUAACAUGUUUGGGAAUUAACCCACUCCUUUCCCUGUUAUUGCUAUGCAAUGCUGGAGCAAUAAAAAAAAAAGGAAGUUCUCUCUCUCUCUCCUCACAAACAAUGACAUUCACUAAACAAUGGGAUAUUAUGUUUGAAAUAACUCCUAUACCAGCAUGAUUUUCCAUGGUUUCUGUUAGAUAGCUACAGUCAUCUAUGCAGUAUUCACCAACUAUAGAUUGUACGUUCAUUUGAAAAGGCCUGACGAUUCUUCCAAUGGAAAGUAUGGUGAUAUUUUUUAUUUUAAAAGGACAUCCUAGGCCAGAGGUGUCCAAAAGGUAGAUCCCCAGAUGCUGUUGAACUCCAACUACCAUGAUGCUUUGUAUGCCUUUGCAUGCCUUUUAGAAUAAAAAAGCAUCAUGGACGCUGUAGUUUUAAAACCUCUAGGGAACCACCUUUUGGCAACCCCUGUUCUAGGCAUUAUAACCACUUCAGCUUAUUGAAGUAAUAGUGGUGUCAUGGGUACUGUUCUUUCAGCUUUUUGUUUAAUUUUUUGAACUGUCUUCAAUAAGCUGAAGUUGUUAUGGUGCUACGGAGCCCCUCUGGCAAACUAGUUCAUCUCUUGUGCAGUACAAGACACAAUGCAGUUACUUUAAAAAUAAGUGAAUGCAUACUGCAAGGGAUGAUUGGAUAGUUAUAGCCACUAUAUGACUUCGUGUAGUUUAAUACAAUCCUCUAAGCUAGGCUUCCUCAAACUCCGGUCCUCCAGAUGUUGCUGAACUAGAACUCCCAUGAAUCUCUGAAUGAAAUAGGCUGAGAAUCAUAGGAGUUGUUGUUCAGCAACAUCUGGAGGGCCGGAGUUUGGGGAUGCCUGCUCUAAGCAUUCUACUGUAACCUCCAAUAGUCCAGGUUUUAUCAAUAUCAAUAAACGCCGAAGUUUACUGCACGCCGCACUACAUAUCUGUCCUCCCCUGUACUUGUUGUAUGUGGAUGGGGUUUAAAAACUUCCUCCUUUUCACCAUAGAUCCUGCAAAGAGUGGACGAUAAUACUUUGGUGUCAUAUGAUGUGGCUGCCGCAGCUGCUGCUGGAGUGGUGUCUCCUAGGUGAGAUUUUUUUUUUGUUUGUUUGUUUUUCCCAUUAAAUUCUCUAAUUCAGUUCCUUUAUAACACUCGCCUUCGUGUCUACCAGGGAUUUUGUGAACGUUCGGCGGAUCGAGAGAAGGAAAGAUCGGUACAUAUCAUCAGGGAUUGCAACCAUGCACCACGCCAGACCUCCACAUACAAAAUAUGUCCGGUAAGAAUUCCAGUCAUUGGGUUUUAAUAAGCCAAAAAGAAACUACAUCUAGAUUAAGAUUUUAAAUUAUGUUGUGAAUUUUGCUUUAUAAAUGUAUAUGCUUCUUCGUGGUCACUGGCCACCAGGAGGCACUGCUCUUAAAAGCAGCAAAACAGAUUAUAGACCCCACAGGGUUAUUGACUGAAGUGAGAAUUCAAAACGUAUUAAAAGUGAAUUUUUAACUUUAUCCCAAAGUAUAAGCAUAACUGACUUAGAGAAUUUCCUUAGUAUUAUUAUUUUUACCUUGCGUUUGAACUUUACCUUGAAUUCUCACUUUCAACUUCAAAUUGAAUUCUCUAAAUAUCCCUACAGGUAGAACACCUUGAAUGGCAAUAUGCUGCCACAAUAGUAGCCCUGAACCUGCCCUUUUCUCUCGUAUUUUAUGUCUUGCUAGAAUUCAUAUGAUGCUUCUUCUUGCCUCCGUAUAGAACAGGUCACCAACUCACACAUUCUACAAAUUGGUGCAGAUUAAUAGCUCAUUUUAAACAUUCUUUUUACGUAUUUAUUUUCCAUGAACACUUUAGAAAUCCACCAGACAUCAGAAAUGUCUUGGCUGAGCUCAGCUGAAUUCAGCAGAGAUUCCUAGUAAUUAGUGGGUUCCUGCUGCUAAUGGAUGCUUGCAUGUUAAAUUGCAGAGUCCUGGAUACUUUGAAUGAAUUCAAGUAAAUAUUUCACAAAAAAAUCCACAAAAUAGUUUAUUUAAAAAAAAAAUAAUAUGAAUUCUAACUCUUGGUGGUUUGGCCCUUGGCUGUUUGCUACUUUCUCUUACCAUGACAUGUAGCUCCCUUUCUCCGACUAACAAUAGUGAGAUGCCACUAUAAAAAUAACCAGGUGUUCUCUUACCUUUUUCUCUCAACAUGUCUCUGCUCUAUAGUACUGAGACUAAAUCAAAGGAUACACAUGUAGCGGAUACCAAAAAAAAAUCAAAAGCAGAAGAAACUAUUCUGAUCCUUCAGCAAAGUUGAGACCACCUUAACCCUAGCUUAUAUAGAGACCAGGGACUUGGAGACCCCUAGUUUGCCAUAAAUCGUAUUACAGUCCACUCAGGAGAUACAGUAAGUUAUAGUGGUUUUGAUGAUUAGAAUAUAUCAUUAAUAUAUAGAUUGGUUUAAAGUGACUAGUCAACUAGUACACGUUAUGCAAUUUUAAAGUAAAUGCUUCGUGGUUUUAUUAAAAGUAGGAAAAACAUGACAUUAUAAUGUUUAUAACGGCGUGGAAUCAACACUGUAUCUUAUUCAAUAACGAAGAUUAAAAAUCAUUUGUAUUUCAAACUCAUAACAUGCAACGUAGGGAAGAGCCCAAUCCGAUGAGACAUGAGAAGGUGUUCUGUAUGAAAAUUUUAUGUAGAAUGUUUUCUGCAGAAGAUCUUAGGAUACUCCCAAUUCCAAGAGAGCCACAAUAAAUGAGAAAAAAAAAAAAACAAACACCGUAAAGCAUAUCUGUGAGAGAUUUAAGGUUUAAUGGCUUUGUCGGCUCUGCUCCCAGGUCCAGCAACUGUUGGUGUUCCUUGCUCUUUUUAGAUAUUUAAAAAUAUAUAUAUAUAUAUAUAUAUAUAUAUAUAUAUAUAUAUAUAUAUGUAUUAAGGCAGUUUUGCCUGUAUUUGUGGGAGGGGCUUAAAUUAAUUCACUCCCCUAUAUAAGGGACACCCCUUACCUGACUCAUAUCGCUUGAGGUCAGCAUCAGAAUGAUUUCCACUUCCGGGUCAUCCAGACGCCAUUUUACCUGAUUACUCCAUGAGGUUUUCUAAGCUGAGCUGUGUCAGGAAUCCAGCCACAGGCUUUUCCGGCCUACCACCUUCUUUCUUCAAUCUAUCGCUGUGGAUGGUGUCCAAGUGACUCACAAACCGUAAGUUGACCUACCCAUUACGCCAGGCAUCAGUCCCACGGCACCAUGCAAGGGUCAGGUCCUCACUUUACUGCUGCAUUUUGUCUAAGUCUGUUCUAAAACCAUUGCAUGUUCAUGCAUAUCAUUCGUUUAAACCCCCUACUGGUCUUUGGGUGUACUACAGACUUCUUAGACAUUAUCGCAUUUCAUGUACAAACCAACGAACCACUGCAUCUUUGCCUACACACUGACCCCUACCGGUCAUUCGGUGUACUACAGGCUUCUCAGACAUUAUUGCAUUUCAGGUACAAACCAACAAACCACUGCAUUUUUCACCUACAUACUGACCCCUAUCAGUCAUUCGGUGUACUACAGGCUUCUUAGACAUUAUUGCUUUUCGUGUACAAAACAAUAAACCACUGCGUUUUUACCUACACACUGACACCUACCGGUCAUUCAGUGUACUACAGGCUCCUCAGACAUUAUUGCAUUUCAUGUACAAACCAACGAACCACGGCAUUUUCGCCUACAUGCUGACCCCUACCGGUCAAUCGGUAUACUACAGGCUUCUCAGACUUUAUUUCACUUCAUAAGCAAACAAACUAACUACAGCAUUUUCGCUUUUAUACUGACUCCUAUCUGUCAAACGGUAGGAUUAACCCCUUAAGGACACAUGGCAUGUGUGACAUGUCAUGAUUCCCUUUUAUUCCAGAAGUUUGGUCCUUAAGGGGUUAAAGGGUAUUUUUACCAUACAAUCAGCAUUUAUGAUCCCUACUGGUCAACAGCAAAACUGUCUUCACAUGUCAUAUACAAUUUACCAGCCAAUAUAAAUUACACAUAAGAUUGUUUUAACCCCUUAAGGACACAAGACAUGUGUGAUAUGUCAUGAUUCCCUUUUAUUCCUGAAGUUUGGUCCUUUAGGGGUUAAACAUAACCAUAAACCAUAAUGAAACUCCAGCACGGGCUCAAAUUCAGGUCUAAUUCACAAUAAUUAACAUUUCACAUCAAGACCAACAGUGGUUCUAUCAACACUGCCACCUACAGGUCUGUCAAGUACAUUGACAAUUUUCAUGGGGUUUUACAAACACCAAAACACUUACACCUGUAGGUCAACAGACAAACAACAUUUCACAUACCAAUCAGUAUCCAAUUACACUGCCACCUAUAGGGCACUCGGCAGAUCUCCAGUGCACUUGCCUUUUGCAACACCAUGUUCACUGACCCCUACCAUUCAAUAAGACAUACAACAAUUCACAUAGCAAGCACUAUAUCAACAUCAGGUAUAAAUACAUAUAUUAUUACACAGUAGCAGACGCGUCUGUAUAUACGUAACUGGUAAUAUAGUUCACAUACAUUUUUCACAGCACGCUGCUCACGCAACAGACUUUCCCCUAGCAAGGGGACAUACAACAUACAAGGUGGGGACAGACCACAUUUUCACUUGUACAUACGGCACUUAAUGGGUUAAGAUUGAUACAUAUUUAACAAGUAUGGCUACGAUGUUUAAUAUUUACACAUCAUGGCACUUUACUUUUCACAUAUACUGUACGUAUUAAGAUAAGCUUGGUCUAUGCCAUAUUUCCUUAUGCCAUACGGUUUUAUCCAUUCAGGUUACAGUUACUACUAAAAAACCUAUACGGAUUGUCAGGUUCAAUACCAUACUACCAGGUACAUACACCUGCUCACGUAGUUAUCCAUCUCUUACCUUCCCUGGAAUAGUAAUAGUGUACUGGCAAUUAGGGUUCUAGGGCCCAAUAGGUAUUACCCCCUUUUUUCUCUGCAUUAUGCUUCGGUUAGUGGUCCCGCGAGGCCAACACCCCGCCUCACACUCGGAGGCAUACACCCCUCGGGCCACUCGUGAGCUAGCCGCCUCGCAUUGUAUCAUAGAGAGGGCCUCACCUGUCACUCCCCUUCCUAUUUUCUGGUUACUGUCACCGAGAGGCCAACAUCCUGCCACAACGUUCGGUGGCCACACAAAAUCCCCUCGCGCCAAGCAUAGAUAGAGCCUCUCAAGCCACUUGGCAACUAGCAGGGCCUCACCAGUCACCAAAAAACACCAAGCCUAAUCGUUUCGCCUUACGGCUUAGCUAGCAAGCCAGUACAAGAACCCUGGGUACAAAUAAUUGCAAUCUUUAUUGUUAUUUAAGUAUUUCUCAAAAAGAUGGUGAAGAAUCACCUCUUCCUAGCACCCCGGCUAGAAUGGAUACACCUUCAAGCAGAGGAGAUGUUGCUAGUCCAGCAGCAAUCAGAUCCUGGACGAUCCCACACAUUACCACCGACCUAAGGAGGUGACAAAUUCCCUACCCUGCUACAGCAAGGAAAGCAGAGUUAUUCAAACUCCUCCAUACAUCAACGGACAACACGGAGGCAGGGGAAGGCCCAGCUACAUCAACUCAGGUGACACCCAGGCUAUGCUAGCCUCACUCAUAAACUCAUGAGCCAAAAAUUUAUGACAGACUGGCAAUCUCGAGUUGGUCACCACAGCCCUCACAAGGCUGGGCCUCACGUUACUGUACAACCAGCACCAACCGAAACUCUGUUACCUGGUACAAUCAAUUCUUAUGACACACAAGAUGUUAACCCUGCACGUAUGAUCCCAGCACAUUGGGGAAGCAAGGCAUAUAUAUGUAUGAUGAUGUAUCUGUGAUGGUCAGAUCCAGGGAUUCCAGGUAAAUCGGGAACUGACCAUCUCUUGGAUGGGUUGGUAUUUGGAAUAUGUAGAGAUGUUUAUUUGUGCAGGUACCCAUACAGAAGGGAUUCUGUCCCAAACAAAUGGAUGAGCACUCUCAGGCUCCAGGUACCAGCACCUCUGAACUACCAGAGACCAUUGAUAUGAGUAGUUGCAUUGCAUAUAGACUGUUGCAUAUAUGUUCAAAUGGUUCAGGGCACAUGACAAACCAUGUGGCCCAAUACAACUUACAAAUAACGUACUCACCAUCUGUACACACCAAUGCAUUUUCAACACUACUGACUCAUCACCCUUCCAGACUUGUAGUAGAUUUACUAAAGCUCUGGAGCUUCAAAGGGCUCCCAUACAGGUAUCAUAAACACACCUUCAAGGAAUAUAGCAUGCCCUCACUUACAGUCAGCACAACAAAACCAUUGGCUGAAAACACACUCAUAGCCAAGAUUUGCAGAGGGGUCUUCCAAUCUCCACCAUUUACAGCAUGGCACCAAACACAAACACAUUGGUAUUGUCACAAGGAAUCUUCUCUUAAACAAAGACUAACCAUAGACUUAUUGGCACCACACACCUCCGCUACCCCAAGUCUCAACUCCCUCAUACCCUCCGAGGAUUUUUCUUACUAUACAACACCAUUGAUCUACCUUUACAGCUAUCACUCAAGCAUGGGUUAAAGCUUGGUUAAGUAAGACCAAUAUCAUCAACGCAGUAAACGGCUACCAUCUACCCUACACACUGGCACUUACAUGGCAUAAAUUGGGCAAUCCUUUCCCCUGCUCAACUUUCGAGCUACAGAUUAGCCUACUAUCGAUAUUCGCAGAUACUCUGUGCUGGUUAUGAUAACAUAUCCAGAGGCAUUACAGUCAUACACUAUCUAGAAGACUUCUUGUUGCUCAAAGAAAGCAUAUUUUUCACUAGAAGCCUCAUGGCAGCUUAGUCUGGUUGACCACUUGGGCGUCCCAGUACCCCAUAAGAAACAGAAGGCGCAGACACUAUCAUCACAUUACUGGGCAUAUGACUUGAGUCGGCAUCCAUACACGCAAGUUACCACAAGACAAAUAGGGAACAUUCUCAACUAAAUCAAUCACUACCUCCUGCUUAGUACUUACAACUACAAGGAACUACAAUCCCUACCAGGUUCCUUAAUUUUGCCAUGCCAAUUAUACCACAAGACCAUGCUUUCACAUCCAGAGUACUUUCCCCUUUUUUCCACACUUCCAACAUGACGAUCAGAGGAGGUGCCUAGACACCUCAGCAACAGCAGACCUGCACAUGGGGGGGGGAUUUCUUAACCACUUGGCAUGGUAAAAGCAUGUUCCUUCCAGGAUUGUCUGACACUUCUCCAACCAGAUGGUCAGACGCAGCGUAUACCACUGGUUUGGCAGCGAUCUACCGGGAACAAUUGCUUUGGAGCUGUUGGCCAUGGCAUCCAGGUUUGGACAUUUUUCCACCACUUCAGCCCCUUUGGGAGAUCUACCCCAUUGUAGCAGCUGCUGUGGCAUGGGGUAAAUCAUGGUCAGGGUCAUCAAUCCGUUGUUACUCAGACAACUAAGCACAUAUCAUAUCAUCAACAAACGCCACUACUCAUCCAUAAGUUCAUGAUGUUUCUGGGAAACUCACUUGGUUGGCCACUUAUCACAUUUCACUUUCAUGUACCAGACGGGGGUAUACAUCCCUGCCGACAAUUGUCUCAUUUAUAUUCCAGGCAUGUUCAUCAUACGCUUCCUACAGCCGCCCAUACAGUCACGUCCACUCUUUCAUUCCAGAGACAAAAUCAUGGAUUAGACAUAUUCAUGCAGCAUAGCAUGCACUAUCCCACCUAUCACUUUCGUCCCAUACUUGUAGAACGCAUAACACAGCUUCUCACCUGGCUUAAAGAAUCUCAUUGGAACACGACAUAGCUCAACCUGUGUCACAAAAUUUCUCCUAAGUUUUGCUUAUUUUUGCCACCUUAAACUUAAACUUAAACUAUCUCAUACACCAUUAAUGAUAUAUUUUACAAGCAUUCAACAACACAGGAUAACCUAUGGCCAAAACUACCAUAAACUUCGUGCUAUCAUACCAGAAAAGAAUAUACUCAGAGGUUUUCAGGAAUCCAUUCCUCCACGUUCCUCUCAGAGAUUACCAAUAGCCAUCCAACUUUUCAUCCUUAUCGGACCUAUUAGAUCUACAACCAUUCAAUUAUACUACCAAGUCGGCCAUUACCAGCCAUGCACAUUGCCUUUUAUGCCUUUCUCAGGCCAGAGAAUCCACUACCAUCACCACCACUCAGACAGAUCAUUGUCUUCAACGAUCCCACGUACGUAAACACAUAUAUCAUUACCUAUUGGCUCUACCACAUUCCGAAAUGAGUCAACAUGCACCAACAGUAGAGAUAACAUACUAUCCUACCCACAACAAAUGGUGCCCACUUUCGGUCCUAGAUUCCUACCUUCAAAAUCCUUUCAGGAAUUAAAUACUGUAAUGCAUUUAAGGAAAUGUCUGGUUAAUUUGUAUAUAUUUGUUGACUGUAUUAAAUCUUUGAUUAUUCAUUUUUGCCCUCUUUAUUUACAGGCCUACCGUAUCGUCGGUAUCGGCACACCACAACCGACUUGCUCCCUUUACACUAUCCUAAGCUUAUGCUGGAUCCUUACUCCAUAUACGGCUAUUUUGCCCCUUACACAAGUAUUAAGGCAGUUUUGCCUGUAUUUGUGGGAGGGGCUUAAAUUAAUUCACUCCCCUAUAUAAGGGACACCCCUUACCUGACUCAUAUCGCUUGAGGUCAGCAUCAGAAUGACCCUCCCACCCACUCCUCAUUUCAACACUUUCUCUUUUCUUUCCAUUUACUUUACUUUCUUACUCCUUGGUGGGCCCUCUUUAUUUACAGGCCUACCGUAUCGUCGGUAUCGGCACACCACAACCGACUUGCUCCCUUUACACUAUCCUAAGCUUAUGCUGGAUCCUUACUCCAUAUAUGGCUAUUUUGCCCCUUACACAAAUAUAUAUAUAUAUAUAUAUAUAUAUAUAUAUAUAUAUAUAUAUAUAUAUAUAUAUAUAUAUAUAUAUAUAUAUAUAUAUAUAUAUAAAAUUUUUUAUUUUUUUUAAUAUUUUUUUUAAAGACUUUAAACUUACCUGUAAUCCAACGUCUGGUCGGUCCUCUGCCUUCUGUGAUGGCAGCCUGCUUAAUGAUCACUUUGUAAUCCAAUUCUGCUCAUAGCGAAGCAUUAGGAAUGGAAGGCAUCAUGCUUGCCAAUCACCACACUCUGCCAAUUUUUGCUUCAAAUCCAGUGCUUCUCUAUGAAAAGCUUUAGAGAGUGGUAUUCUGCUCAGGAGGGGGGGACCUAGUAGUACUAGAGACAGGAACACUAUAACGGUGUAGGAAGUGCUUCUAGUGGUUGUCAGUCUGAUAUCCACUAGGAGGAGUGUUUUUGGCAAAAUGUAAAUGUUUUACAUUGUCUGAAAAAGUGAGCUGCAACUUAAACAUUACCUAGUAAAACUCUACAUUACAUUGUUAUGGUGUCACUACUUCUGCCCAGAAACUCACAUCCCUGUAGCUAAUCUGACCAACUAUUAACCCUAUCAUUACCACCAUACAUUUUGUCACAGAGCUUAGUGCCUUUUGGCAUUUAAAUUGCUCAGAAUGUCUGUCAUAUGUAUAAGUGGACUGAGCUUUAGGAUAAGAGGUUUGUGUGUGUGUGUAACCAAACCUUUUGUCUGUUUCUUCCUUCAGUGGGGAAAAUGGCCCUGGAGGGUUUGUCGUGAUAAAGAACCCCAGAAAUCCAUCGGUCUGUACUUUCAUCUGGAUCCUCAACACAGAUCUGAAGGUAAGGGAAGAUGAAAGCAUUCAAGGUGUUCAGCGGAAAGUAUAGAGAUGGUAGCAACAAUCUCUUCUCAUUAUUAUUUAUAAAGUGACGACAAAUCCCGCAGUGCUCUUCAAUAGGUGAACUGACAGACGAGUUGGAUGCAUAGGAACAGAGGGUGUAGUGUCCUGCUUAAACAAGCUUACAUUCUCAUAAAUAAAAAGCAGUCUUACCUUAGUUGCAAAUUUUACAUUUAAAUUUAACUACAGUUACAAAUGUUUACAUUAAAGUGAAUCUAUAGUGUUAGAAACACUAUAGGGCCCUCUGGUCCCCACUCACCCAAAUCCAGCACCGAUUUUCCUUGGUACUGGGUUUCGCUCUGCCUCCUCCAACGAGGGGGUUAAUGCCCAUGCGGGGCAAGCACUGCAAGCGCAUUAAGCCCUCCGCAUAGGAAAGCAUUGCUUCAAUGCUUUCCUGUGGGGAUUUCACGGACGCUGGGGAUUUUCUCUAAAACUACAAUGAUUUAAAUUGCACGACUAAGUGGGACAGGGACACUGCACCCAGACCACUUCAAUGACACAAAGUGGUCUGGGCGUAACUAUAGUGUCCCUUUAAUUCUUGAGCAUUUCUUUUUUUUUUAUUUUUUUUUUUUUUAUCACACAGUACAUUUUAGUAAUCCACUUCAGUUUGUGAUGGCCAAAGUUGGACACAACUGGUAAUACUCGUAACUUGUACUAGAUAGCGUCACAAAUAAAUGUUGCUUUAUAUCCUUUCUUGAAACUAACCCUUCCAGUAUGUAUUUUAAUAUUUAACUCAUACAAAAAAAUACACGUCAACAGCAAUCAUAAUUAAUGUCCAGGGGAGUUGAGCAUGCGCUAUAUUCAUUCUUUAUAAUUGGGCUAAUGCGCCUCCUUUGUAAAAAUGACAUAAUUCACAGAUCUGUGCUGGAGGCACUUUGUUUCAAAUGUGGUGGGAAUUCCAUAAGGUAUAUCAAUUUGGGGAACUAAUGGGGGGGGAAACGUAAGUGGUAUUCUGCGUAAACUUGUGGACAUACCUGCUGUCAAGAUAAGUGGAGGCUUACCUUUUCCAUGACAACAAAUUUAUAGGUAAAUUCACGCUGACUACUCGGAGGGCAGUGGCUCAUGACAAAAUUCAGCCUACCACGUGGACUAUAGAACUUGGCAAACUGAGAGUAAAGGGCAUUACUGUAUUUUUGCAAAGUGUUUGAUCACCCCAGUUAGAAUUUGACCUGAGCUGACCAGGUUUGUGGAGGGACGGGUUGGGGGGCCUGGAGAGUUACAUCUAAAGUCCCUUCCUUCACUUUCACUUUCUUAGCUGCUUUUCCCUCACUGCCCAUUGGCAAUAAAAAAAAAAAAAGGCCUUGUCUCCAUUCUAAAUUACAGCUCUUAUUGUGUUUGGUUUGUUUUCCAUUUCACUGUGAUACUUAUAAAAAUUGAGAAAAUAGACCAAAAAUCCACUAAUCUAAUAGGGAAUAAAUUAGAAUGCAAAACCUUUAUUAUUUGAGCAAGCCAAACUAUAAAUAACAGUGACAAACGAGACAAUUCAUGUGAUUAAUCCCCAGAUCGAAACAAUAAAGAUCUGUGAAAAAACAGUGAUAAGCAGAGUUAAUAAUUUAUUGGGUGUAAUUACUGCUAUAAUAAUGGCAGUUAUGUGUGUUUCGUGAUACAAAUGUAUUUUAUAGAAUGUUGCUACAUCUUGAUACUCGUGUAACAUAUAACUACUCAUAAGCUCUCAUAGCUGUAAUGUAUAUCCCAAUGAAGACCAAUAGUCGCAAUGUCUAUAGUAUUUAUAUAAAUAUAGGAUGACCUAUGAGGAGGACAUAGAUUAGAGACCAAAUUACCAUAAAUAGAAAAACAGAAAAUGUUGGAUGGCAGGGUCUGUACCUUCCUGCACACACACAAGUGAUCAGUAUGUAUAAUGGAGAGAAAAUGAGUUGGUCUUCUCUCCAGAAGUCAGUCCUCAAAAAUGAUUUGAUUUCUAGAGCAUGGCUCAUUUGUAUGAUCGCCUAAUUAGAGCUGUCCCGCCAAUAGUAUGAAUUAACCGUGAGAAUUGACUUCUCAGUGGGUUGGGGUACCCAGAAGGGUCUAAUGAAACUUAGAGUCCAACAUGAUGGGUAAUAUGGAAUCAAUGCAUUUGCAACUUACUCUGAUAUUAUGUGAGAGAGUGUGGUUAGGGAAGGACUCACAAAAAGUAAAAGUGGGAGUUGAUAACUAAAUAGUGCUUUCUACACCAGCCCUCCAUCUGUACCUGCAACUCCCAAUUACCUGCUGGCGUUAUGGGCUCAAAUAAUGAAGACAAUGGACAAUACCUCAUACACAGACUACAAGGUCCCUACCUCCACUUAAUGAAAAACGUGAAUCAAUAUUAAAAUUGCAUAUUGUAAAGAAACCUGACACUUCUGCACCUUCGUCAGGAAUUUCAAGUGAUAUCCAUGACGUAGGCGCAGGAUAUGAGAGCUUAUUAAUAGUUGUAUGUUACAAUAGUAUCAAGAUUUAGCAACAGGAUUUGUUAUAUUCUAUAAACUACAUUUUGUAUAGCUUAACAGUUCGCCGCCAUUAUAAUAGCUGCAAUUACCCCAAAUAAAUUAUAAAUGCUGCUUUUCACGUUUUUUUACACAGAUUUGUAUUUGUUUAUUUUUAUGGAUUAUUCACAUGAUUUGUCUUGUCUAUCACUAGAUGUUGUUCAUUGUUUGGCUUCCACAAUUAAUAAAGGUUUGAUCCUUAACUUAUUUCUUUUUGAGACUAGUGGUCUUUUGGUCAAUUUUAAAAAUGUUUCUAAGUAUAUGUGAGUUUAUGUACAUGGUUAUUCUCUUUUAAUUAGGAAUAAGCAGACACCCCCAUAGUGUAUUAAUUAAGGAUGCAACUAAAUUUUCAUCCGAACAUGGGCCUAUCCCAUUUCGGACAAAAAUGGGUAAAAUCUGCCGAAAAUAGAGCAGAGUGACUUGUCAGGCCCUUGGUCCAUGACUGAGGCCCGACAUCGGGAGAGGGCCAGGCAGCUUGCCCUGUGUGCCGUCGGGUGUGAGGCCCCUCCCGUCUGCCUGGGGAGAGAGCCAGUACAGUCUGCAGGUCCGCCCGGUGUGAGCUGCAGAUUGUGCUGCAUCUCGCAAUCUCUGGCCAAUCAGAGCGUUGCUGACGGUUAUCACGGCAACGCUCUGACUUCUGGAUAUCACGAGCACAGUCUGCAGCUCACACUCGGCGGAGAUGCAGUCUGGAGAGACAGCCCACCGGACCACCAGGGAGUCAGGACACUGGACGACCAGGAAAUGAAAGGUAUUACUAACCCCCUCCCGCUCUGUCACUCGUCACCCUCUCCCUGCCACCAGUCACCCCCUCUCUCACUCCCUCUCUCCCACGCUCUGCCACCUCUUUCUCCCACGCUCUGUCACUCCCUCUCUCCCACGCUCUGUCACCCCUUUACUUUGCCAUCCCUAUCCCACCCCACACUGUGUCCUACCUAUGCUACAUCCCUAUGACCCCAAACUAUGUGCCCUACACACACUACAUAACCUACAAAUAUACACACUACAUCCCUUUCCCACACCCCACUAUAUUCCAUACACACACUACAUACCCUACCCAAAUCAUUUAGGGGAAAAGUCGUUUUCGGCCAAGGGCAUCCUGAAGUUUCGUUUUCGGCCCAGAAUUUUCAUUUUGGUGCAUCCUUAGUAUUAAUCUUCCUAUAUGUUGUGUUUUUUUCUGUUUUUUUGAUGAUUUUUUUUUUUCUGUGUAGGGUCGACUACCUCGUUACCUUAUUCACCAAAGCUUGGCUGCUACAAUGUUUGAAUUCUGCAGUCACCUGAGGAAAAGAGUGAGAGACCUUCAUGCUGGGGCUUCAUAGACAUUGUUAUGGAAUCUCUGCGUCUGACUGUUGCCAAACUAAUAUUUUCUUACAAAGGCACUAGCUGAAGACUGCAAAUUAAAAUACUGGAUACAGGAAAAUGGCAGGAGGAGGUUCUGCCCACACUCUCUCAAUGCAACCUCCUGAUGUUUACUUCCUCAGAGAUACCUGUACAAUAUAGUCUCUGCCAAUCGUGUAUCUACUGUGGAAAAAAAAGUGUUUGUUUGGCGAUUUAACCGGAGAAUCUUUUGGUCUUCUCAAUGUGCACAAGUGGGGAGGAUUCUGACCUCACUCACCCUUUCAUCGCAGCCCAACCAGUCGUGCCAGAGUAACAGCGAGUAAUGCUUCACACACGCAUGGUGGACUGAAUUGCAGAGCUGUCGAUAAUGUGUACACUGUUUUUUGUUGUUUUAAUGAUGAGACUCUAAUAGCAUAGCUGUGUUGAUAGUUAACCCCCAUGCUGGGCAUGUAGGGUUAAAUCUCCCUUAAUCAUUAACUAACGAUUUAUGUUGGUUUGAGGAACAUGAGCUAUUCAUGGAUUUCCCAGACAUGUCACAAUUGUAGUUGCUGUGUUCAUGGGUCUGUUGGAUACCCUGUCUGCAGGCAAGAGGGUGCUCAGAACCAGUAUAAAAAGGCUGCUUAUUUAGACUGUUUUGUUUGUAUUACUAUUAACUCUUCUAAAGUUUAGAAGUUAUCUUAACACACUUGUAUUUUCACAUUUCUAAGGUUAAAAUCCUUUAAUGUCACAGUUUUUAUUGUGGGGUUGGGGUAACACUUAUUUAGAACUAACCAGUGCCUAGCACACCUGUAUUUUUAGGUUAAUGUUGCUUCCAUCGGACUAAGAAUGCCCAGGAAAGUGGAGCAUUCCUUCCCUGAUCUGAUGAGUCAGUAUUCCGGACAGUGACUUUGCUAUCAUGGCAGACUCUGGAUGGUGGAUAAGGGAACAACCCUCAGUGGCAGCCAUUUUGACUUUGUAAUGCCUUUUUGAGAGGACCUUUUUUUUUUAUUUUAUUUUUUUAUUUUAUUUUUUUUUUUUUGUCUAACAAAACUGAAUGCAAAUUUUUUUUGGAACUGUAAAAGAGAAAAGCCAACCUCUAUAAAUAAACAAGAAAACAGACAUGUUUAUCUUUUUAUUUUUUAUUUAUUUUUUAGGUCUACAAAAUAUCUUGAAAUAGCAAUUGUCACAUAUUUAGUAAACUAAUAACAAGGGCUAAUAAACUUAAAAUAUCUAAAGGAUUUAUUCUCUGUAAGGGGAUGAUCACGGACAUGAAAACAUGUCACAAUAGCAAAAAUAGAGGGGGAGGAUCCCUUUUGAGCUGGAUAUUUCAUUUAAAAAAAAAAUAAUUCUAGUUUGUCUAUUUUGAACGCUUACGAUAUGAAUGAUUUGGCUGCAUUGACCGGCUCUUUAUAUUGUGUACUGGCCAUUUAUCUCAAUAUGUGUGGCAGUAAUGAUGAAUGAAACCUAUUAUGUGUGUAUUCUAUCUAUUAUCCCCAAACCAUCCAGUGUCCAUAUGUUCUCAUUGCCUCCACUAGAUUUCAUCUCAAAAACAUAUUUUAUCAGAGAUAAUCCAAUGUUAAGGUAUCCACUUUCUCCUAUUUCUAUGAUUCUCUGUUGUCUAUGAUCCUUACUCAAUCCAAGAAAGACUGUUGUUCAGAAAUCCACAUUAAUACUAAGCCAGUGGCAUGAUACCUACUUGACCAUUUGCUCUUGGUAUCAAAAAAAAGAAAAUUGUCUUUCUUCCCUGACCACAGAGGAUUUGGUUGCAUCUUUUUAUUCAUAAGACUAAUGUCUAAUUCUGUGAGAGACCUGCAACAAUCUCUACUAUAAAAAAAAAAAAAAAGAGGUGGGUUGUUUUACUCAACGAAAAUGGUUUUUCAACGAGGAAUGUGGUCAAGCCUGGGAAUUUCUGUUUCAGACAGGCCACAGUGCAAACUCCACCCAUUACACCAGCAUGGUGUGUGAGGUAUUUCAAGUACAAACAAAUGGCAGUCAUUCAAAUCUAGGAAACUCUCUCUCUUUGCUAGAAAACGUUAAAAAUUCCGGUAUAUGUUGUACUGGAUCCCCCCAAAAAAUGGUCUAAAGGCAGUUUGUAAGUAAAUUCAGCGAGAGUCCUUGCAUUGGUAUAGUCGAGCAAUUUCAUUUAAAUUUGAAUUAAACCAAUAAAUUGUAGUUUUCUUUUUUUGGUGUGUGUAAAUAAAUAUAUGUAUGUAUGUAUGUAUGUAUGUAUAUAUGUGUAUGUGUAUAUGUAUGUGUGUAUAUGUAUGUGUGUAUAUAUAUGUGUGUGUAUAUAUGUGUGUGUAUAUAUAUGUGUGUGUGUGUGUGUGU
Molecule: messenger RNA, 27281 nt
Organism: Pelobates cultripes (western spadefoot toad)
Lineage: Eukaryota; Metazoa; Chordata; Amphibia; Anura; Pelobatidae
Source: the annotation of a GenBank genome assembly